CUGAAGCUCAUAUAAGGAAUCGCAUUAUCUAAUGGCACUUUCUAGUAUCUUAGAACAGAUUAAGAAGAAAGGUCAAAUACAAAAUAGACAACAUCAAAAUGGACACAACAAUACUACUACGAAUAACAAUUCAUUAAAGCCGUCAUCAACAAUUAAUCGUAAUAUUCUGCCACCAAGAGAAGUCGAUCCUGUUGUUGCUAGGUUGAAAGCUGCCAGAAAAGCUGAACGAGAGAAGAAGGAACAGGAAGCAAGAGAAAAGAAGGGACUUCCACCUAAAAAGGAAAAACCUACUAAACCCAGAAGCAAAUCGGUACCUAAGAAUGGGACGUCCAAUCCAAAAUCAAUCCCACCUCCAACCCAGCCUAUACGUAGACCACCUCCCAAAAAAAUGAACUUUACCGAACUCAUGAAGAAGGCAUCACAGGUUGAUCAUAGCAAGUUGUCUAUAGACAUCAAAUCCAAGUCCCCUGAUGCUUCCUCAACUGCAAGGACCCCCAGGUCUCAAGAUUCAAGCCGUGCUAAGAAUAAUGGCUCAAUAAGGCGUGAAAUGGCACCUUUGAAAGACUUGAGGGCUAAACCCGGUCUGCGGAUUAAUGGUAAUCCCCAGUCACAUAAAUACAACUCUAAACCGCCUUCCUCGUCGGUUAGAGCAUCACUGGCCCCGGCACCGACACUCCACAAAGCACCAGCUUCGCGAGCACCUAUACCUGUUAGACAGCCAUCGUCCAAAUUACAGGAGAAGCUUAAGGGUAAAACCAAGAGUCCUAAUUCAAGCCAAGUUGCCCGUCACAGUGGUGGGGGUAAUGACUACGAUGAAGAAGCGGAAGAUGAUGAAGAAUUAGAUUCGUUUAUUGUCGACGAUGAAGAAGAAUACGAGGCAGAGGACGUGGGAGAAACGGAUUAUGAUCGAGAUGAGAUCUGGGCAAUGUUUAAUAGAGGUAAAAAACGUAGUGAUUUUGCAAGAUACGACGAUUACGAUUCUGAUGAUAUGGAAGCCACUGGUAAUGAAAUUUUCGAGGAGGAAAUGAAAUCAAAGAGAAGAGCAAUGGCAGAAGAUAAAAGAGAACUCGAGGAAGAACAAAGAAGAGCCGAAUUAAAGAAAGCCAAAAGACAACGGUUGCAAAAGUAAGUUCUGUAACAUAUAAAU
Hyphopichia burtonii NRRL Y-1933 is the source of this 1147-nucleotide messenger RNA. RefSeq lists its product as uncharacterized. The record is from RefSeq and is a predicted model, not a curated record. Lineage: Eukaryota; Fungi; Ascomycota; Pichiomycetes; Serinales; Debaryomycetaceae. The transcript has a single exon. Bases 32 to 1129 code for a protein of 365 amino acids.